Molecule: messenger RNA, 3513 nt
Organism: Tupaia belangeri chinensis (Chinese tree shrew)
Lineage: Eukaryota; Metazoa; Chordata; Mammalia; Scandentia; Tupaiidae
Gene: RAD51AP2
Product: RAD51 associated protein 2
Cellular component (GO): protein-containing complex
Source: RefSeq, a predicted model, not a curated record
AUGUCGCUCAGUGGCCGCGCGCCGGGUGUGGCCAGGCUCAGGAGGCCUUCCUCCUGGUUGCCGCCUCUUGAGGGCUCGGAUUCCCAGCCUCCUAGUAGCAAGCGGUUCCGUCUGGGGGAGCCGGGCGGCGUUUCUGAGGUGGGGUGGCGGCUGCCUUUGGUGCCUCGCUUAUCUGAGGUGGAAAAAGUCUGGGAGUUGUCCCCCAGACCGUUCAAGACGCUUCUUUUUCCAAAGACGGCGUUUUUUGAUAACUCCACCAACUCGUGUGUGGAGAAGUCAGCCAGUGAGAAGCACAUAUGUAAUCUGGGAUGCCCAAAUGGCAAAUUUCUGACGAGUAGCUGUUCUCAGUCUCUCCCGUCACGCGGUUUUGAUUCUGGUUUGAGGGUUUCGGAAAUGUCUUCUGAGCCAGCACCGCGUGACAGAGAGGUUUUCAGGGCGCGCCAAGGCGUUCUGCCUGGCACCUCCAUACACCGCAGACACGGAGUUAGACCCGAGGAUGAGAACCAAUGCUUAGCCCAAGAGAGAAGCGACAUUCUGAAAGACAAUACUUACAUAAGACAGACAGAAGAUCCAUUUUUAGAUGUUACCUUUCACAAGAAAGCUAGAUCAACAUUUCGUGAAAUUAAGAACAGAUGUAAAGCUGACAGUGUUAUGCCAUCAAAUAAAAAAGAAAAAAUUUCAUCAUCUACGCUAAAAAUACCAAAAUCUCAAAACCAACCCAGCUUGGAAAUUGCCAAACCCAACUAUUUUAGAGACAGCAGCACAAUAAGUAUCCCUGAGUUUUCAACAGAUUUAAAUAGCAAAAUGUCCCCUGUCUAUUUAAAGCAAAUAGCAAAGAAAAAGAAUGACAAAAAUGAGGCAUAUGUUAGGGAUUUCACAAACAUUUACUGGUCCCAAAAUAGACCUGAUGUUAAGAAGCAAAAGUUACAGGAUGAUAAAAAAAUUGAGGAUGCAGAAAAUACGUUUUUUGAACUUUAUAAAACUAACCACCAGUCAGGCAGCAACCAAAAUAUUUGUGAGAGAAAAGACUUGAUCAGUUUAAACUACUAUACCAACAAUAGUGUCAAGUGUGAUGUAAGGGACUUUAAAAAGAAUUUCACUAUAAUACUUGAAAAUUCUAAUUGGGAAGAAGCAGGAACAUGCCUGGAUGGGUGCAUACCUAGUAGGCUGGAAAAAUCUCAAAGCUGGGACUAUAACAUUAGAUAUGUUUUGAGAAGAAAUAGGGAAAAUUGUUGGAUUAUGAAUAAUUACAAGACUACCUGUGAAACUAUGAAAAAAGAGGGAGAAAAUGUGAAUGUGCUACAAUUAUUAGAAAUAGACUUUUUAGGAGAGGGAGUUUACCACGAUACAAAAGUCAUGAAUAUACAUGAACAAUCAAAUCCUCUCAGGGCAAGAACUCAGUGUAGCCAAGCAACUUUGAUAAAAACAGUUUGGUUAAAUGGUAAAGGAGAAAAUGUUAAUGUGCUACAGUUGAGGUACUAUACUACACAAAAAGACUCUCAUUUUAACAUUUUUCAAAGUAUCAUUAUACAAAUUUUCUACUUCCUUAAGAGUAUUUCAGGAAAUCAAGAAGAUGAUAGCAUUUCAAUCUGGCAUAAAAUUUUGAAGAGUAAAAAGCAAAUUGGUGUUCAAAAUCGGAUAACUAGAAUGAAUGUCAUUACAAAGAAUGGCAUUUUAAGCGUUUAUUUACAAACCAGUAUUUCAGAACCUUUAAAUAUCACACUGAGAACCAACAUAGGUUCUUUACUGAAUAACUUUGACAUUCUGACAAGUUUUCAAAGUGAUUCUGAAUUAGAAGAGGGAUACAUUUUCAAUUGGAUAUUAUAUUUAUAUCAUCCAAAAUGUAUUACAGUGGAAAAUCACACUGCAUAUCUACUAGGAAUUUUAACUUUUUCAGGAAUAUUAGAAGAUAAUGUAAAACCUAUGUUAAAAGAAAGAAAACUAUUUAAAACUAUAGAUGUUUUUGGGGAGCCUAAGGAGAAAAAUAUCAAUUCCUCCAUACUAAUAGCUAAUGUUUUUAAGAUGUCUAAAAAGUUUUUUCUUUCAAUGGACUUCGAUGACCUGAGUGACAUGUCUUCUAUAAAAGAAAUUAGUUAUAAAAAUAUGAGUUGUUCUGAACAGUUCAUGAAUAUGGAAAAUUGGACUCACUGUAGUUCUAGCACUGUUGGAACACAUGUUAAAUCAGAUCCUCACUUUAUACAGAACAACCAUGAAUGUAUUAAUGAAAAAUGUGAAAUAAAUAUGUACAACCAAGAUUUAGGUACUGAAAGAAAACAGGAAUGCAAUAACAACAGUAGUUUUAAUUCUAAGAACAUGCUUGAAGAUUUCUUCAUGGAUAAGCAACAAGCCAUAGUAAAUCAGGUGUUAAAUAUUGGGAACUUUUGGAGUAAAGUAGAAGAAAAAAAAUAUUACUUAAUUUUGAAGGAGGAAGUAAAAGUCACAUCACAAAAUUUGACAAAUGGUUGUCAAAUUCAUAAAGAUACUAAGACAGAAGAGAAAGAGAAAGAUUUUCCUCUAAUGAAUGGCAUAUUUUCUUUGCAGUCAGUUUCAAUAAGUCUUAAAGUAAGUGUGAGAGAAGCUAAAUAUGCUAAUCAAAAUAACGUAGCUUUCAGAAAUGAGUAUGAGAAUAUUUUGCAAGAAAGUGAGCAAGCUAAUUCAAAGCAUUUUUAUCCAAAGAAAGAUACUACAUUUUGUGUUAAUCAUCAAUUUGAAAGUGAUUUGAGUGAAGGGAACAAUGAAUGUUUUCAGAACUUAACUCCUAAAUGUUUAUCAACAGAAGCUCUGACAAUAGAGAAAGAUUUUGAGAUGAAGAGUAAAUUUGAUUUAGUACUUGAAGAACUUCGUAUGUUUCAUGAAAUUAGUAAGGAUGACAAAAUUCUAGGCACUGUGGAAACAAACAAUGGACAAGAAAAUUACUGCAGAGAAAGUAAUGAUGAUGAGGUAAACAUGGAGAUAGAAAAGGAUUCAAAAAUGAUGGCAGUCAACAAAAUAUGUGCAUCUUCUUUGAUCUGUGAUGCUGUAGCAGGUCCUAAUAUGCAUAAAAGGCAUCACAGUUUAUUCAAAUGGAAUACAGCACCCAAAAAUGGAGAACAGGAAGUCCAUAAUGGGCGUUGCUGUCCUAGGACACGAGAGGGUGAAUUACGCUAUGCUUCUGAGGAAGAUUGUGAAAAAAAACUUUUAUCCAAAAGACCUGCUCAUUUCUUAGAUGAGUGUAAGGAAGAAAAAUUUAACUAUUUACUCCAGGGAGGUAGUCAUUUUUCACAUGGCAUUUCAAGAGUACGACCUCUUAAGACGUGCAGUCGACCAAUCAGGAUUGGUUUGUCAAGAAAAGCUAGGCUUAAACAACUUCAUCCCUAUCUGAAGUAAAUAUGUUACAAGAAUUUAAAAGAAGAUUUAAAGAAACAAGCUUUGGGAUGCGUAACUGUGAGCAUGAGAAUAGAAGGAGAGCCUUACAUUAAAUCAACUUGGAAAUGCUGUGUUGAUAAUCAGUUCCUUCAGUAUGCAAACCUCUGA